GAGCAACAGCGAUUGCUGUGCAAGUGGGAAAUCGCAGCCUCCGGCAAACUCAGCAACAAACCUCAUACCAUGACAACUCAAUACAAGGAGGAGAUCUGCGAGAGGUCCGAGUGUAAAAGUAAAUCCCCAACUUUGCUCUCCUCUUACUGCAUCGACAGUAUUCUGGGCAGGAGGAGCCCCUGUAAAAUGAGGUGCUUUGGAGCUCAGGCGUUACCAGUCCUGGCGGCCAGGAGUGAGCCAGACACCGCCAUCGAAGGAUCACCCAAGGAAAACAUGGCAUUUGACUCGGAGCUCCAUCUCCCCCCUAAAUUCCGAAGACUGUACGGACAGGGGGGACACUUUUUGGACACCAGGGAAUUUAACGAGACCGGUGAAAAAUUGGAAAAGGACAGAUCUCCCGACCAGCUCCGAAACGUCGAUCUGAAAAUCAACCAAGCUCCACAAGUCAGCAUCAGCCGCAGUAAAUCGUACAAAGAAAACUCCAGUUUGGGCAAAACGCAGGAAGAAAACAGGCAAAAGUUUGCCGAGCCAUCAGAGUUGGUCUCGGAUGAACCCAUCGACAUGGAUCCCAAGUCGUUUGAGGGAGUUGUGAAGGAGGUUGCGGUUGAAGAUGAGCUGUCCCCCAAACUUGUGGAGGAGGCUCAGGCGGAUGUGGAUGGGAAGGAUGGGGAGGACAGUCUGUGUUUGUCAGCCGGCAGUGACUCUGAAGAAGGCAUGUUGAAAAGAAAACAGCGUCGGUACAGGACUACAUUCACGAGUUACCAACUCGAAGAACUGGAGCGAGCUUUCCAGAAAACCCACUAUCCAGAUGUCUUCACCAGGGAGGAGCUGGCAAUGCGGUUAGAUUUAACAGAAGCACGGGUACAAGUUUGGUUUCAAAACCGUAGAGCGAAGUGGAGGAAGAGGGAGAAGGCAGGAGCUCAGAGCCACGCGGCCGGGCUGCCCUUCACGAGUGCUUUGGGAGCCGGUCACCCCCUGGGACCCUAUCUGGACACCAGUCACUUCGGGCACCAUCCUACCCUGGAGUCCGCCUGGACAGCCGCAGCCGCCGCAGCCGCCGCCGCCGCCGCCUUCCCCGGGCUGCCUCCUCCGCCGGGAAGCGCGGUGCUGCCCCACACCGGGGCCCCUCUGGGCCUCGGCACCUUCCUGGGAGCUGCCAUGUUCAGGCAUCCCUUCAUCACCCCGCACUUCGGCAGGCUCUUCUCGACAGUAGCCCCGCUGACAGGUGCCUCUGGCCCAGCCCUGCUGAGACAGCCAGCCCCGGGGGUGGAGGGGGCAGUGCAGGCGGGCGCCCUCUCAGACCCCGCUGCAGCAGCAGCAGACAGACGGGCAUCCAGCAUCGCAGCGCUCAGACUCAAAGCCAAGGAACACGCGGCCCAACUCACACAGCUCAACAUCCUGCCCACACCCUCCACCGGCAAGGAAGUGUGCUGAACACAGCACAGCACGGAGCUCCCUCAGCACAUGGCGCUGAACAAGACCAAAUUCAAAAGAGGACCAGUUACUUAGCGUGGGGUGGGUUCUCAGAUAGAUCUGCACCUGUGCACGCCAGUCACUCCGAGCCAGUGCUCCUUUGAUCAGAAUGAACAGGCCAUUACAAAAGCUAAAUUAAAACACCGGUUACAUAUCAUAGACUUUAUGCUUUUCCAAAUCACACUUAGAUUUCGCUUUGAGCUCGAGGCUGUGCGCGGUUCACUGUUAAAAUCAUACAAAUGG
Molecule: messenger RNA, 1716 nt
Organism: Callorhinchus milii (elephant shark)
Lineage: Eukaryota; Metazoa; Chordata; Chondrichthyes; Chimaeriformes; Callorhinchidae
Gene: arxa
Product: aristaless related homeobox a
Exons: 5
Coding region: 70-1434 (454 amino acids)
Biological process (GO): regulation of transcription by RNA polymerase II
Molecular function (GO): DNA-binding transcription factor activity, RNA polymerase II-specific; RNA polymerase II transcription regulatory region sequence-specific DNA binding
Source: RefSeq, a predicted model, not a curated record